Messenger RNA from Harpia harpyja (harpy eagle), 1515 nucleotides. RefSeq names its product RNA binding motif protein 46 (gene RBM46). The record is from RefSeq and is a predicted model, not a curated record. NCBI's taxonomy places the organism in Eukaryota, Metazoa, Chordata, Aves, Accipitriformes, Accipitridae. The coding region runs from base 28 to 1515 and encodes 495 amino acids. Gene Ontology annotation, cellular component: nucleus. The transcript is spliced from 6 exons. Gene Ontology annotation, molecular function: mRNA binding.
CUCCCUGGCGGCAGCGCUAUUGCAGAUAUGCAUGAGGAAAAUAAAGCUGCAGCAAAUGGAUGUGGCAAAAGCCGAAGUGGCACUCAGAAUGAAGCUGCUUUACUGGCCCUGAUGGAGAAGACUGGAUACAGCAUGGUUCAAGAAAACGGGCAAAGAAAAUUCGGUGGUCCUCCACCAGGUUGGGAAGGUCCUCCACCACCUCGUGGAUGUGAAGUUUUUGUGGGUAAGAUUCCUCGUGAUAUGUAUGAAGAUGAAUUAGUUCCUGUUUUUGAGAGAGCUGGGAAGAUCUAUGAGUUCAGACUGAUGAUGGAAUUCAGUGGUGAGAAUCGAGGCUAUGCUUUUGUGAUGUACACUACUAAAGAGGAAGCCCAGCUAGCCAUCAAGAUUCUGAAUAAUUACGAAAUUCGUCCAGGGAAAUUUAUUGGUGUCUGCGUAAGCUUGGACAACUGCAGACUAUUUAUUGGAGCAAUUCCAAAGGAAAAGAAGAAAGAAGAAAUACUGAAUGAAAUGAAAAAAGUUACAGAAGGAGUGGUGGAUGUCAUUGUUUAUCCAAAUGCCACUGACAAAACUAAAAAUCGUGGCUUUGCUUUUGUAGAAUAUGAAUCUCACAGAGCAGCUGCAAUGGCUAGAAGGCGGCUAAUCCCAGGAACAUUCCAGCUCUGGGGUCAUACUAUUCAAGUAGACUGGGCAGACCCUGAGAAAGAAGUUGAUGAAGAAACAAUGCAGAGAGUUAAAGUAUUGUAUGUAAGAAAUUUAAUGAUAUCUACUACAGAGGACACAAUUAAAGCUGAAUUCAACAAGUUCAAGCCAGGAGUAGUUGAACGUGUAAAGAAGCUGAGAGACUAUGCUUUUGUUCAUUUUUUCCAUCGAGAAGAUGCAGUUGCUGCUAUGUCUGUAAUGAAUGGAAAGUGCAUUGAUGGAGCUAGUAUUGAGGUAACACUGGCAAAGCCAGUUAACAAAGAAAGUAUUUGGAAGCAACAUUUUAAUGGUCAGAUAAGUCCCAGUUCUGAAAAUCUCUUAGGUUUUCCUAACAAAGAAGAUGGUCAUCAGAAAUCCUUGGGGAAACCAGCAAAUCUUUUGGUUCGUCUUAAUGGUCAGCACAGUCCAGGCCCCGCUGAAGUUGAAAGAUGUACAUACCCAUUUUUUCCAGGAAUAAAGCUUACUCCAAUUAGCAUGUAUUCUUUAAAAUCCAGUCACUUCAGUUCUGCAGCAAUGCAUCUGGAUUAUUUUUGCAAUAAAAAUAACUGGACACCGCCAGAAUACUACUUGUAUUCAACCACAAGUCAGGAUGGGAAAAUACUCUUGGUGUACAAGGUGCUUAUUCCUAGUAUUGCAGAUGGUUCCCAGAGUUAUUUCAUGCCAGACAAACUCUGUGCAACAGUAGAAGGUGCAAAGGAAUUGGCAGCACAGUUCACACUUCUACAUCUAGCCCCUGAGCAAGCAUGUAUAACUUUGCUGUCCCUGAAUGCAGCACAGUGGGAUACUAGAGCCAACUGUACACCCUAUUUGGCUUGA